This is a messenger RNA of Vigna unguiculata (cowpea), 1115 nucleotides long. RefSeq names its product NADPH-dependent aldehyde reductase-like protein, chloroplastic. The record is from RefSeq and is a predicted model, not a curated record. Gene Ontology annotation, molecular function: oxidoreductase activity. NCBI's taxonomy places the organism in Eukaryota, Viridiplantae, Streptophyta, Magnoliopsida, Fabales, Fabaceae.
AGUGUCUUUUUCAAUCUCAAUUUCAGAUUGUUGUAAAACUUUCCAAGCACUUUGUAACUCUGGUAUAAAGAGCAAAGACAAAUUCAGCACGUUGAAGUGCACAAUAAAAUAACCUAGUAGUAGAUACAUACAGCAUCGGAACGCAAAAAUGGCCACCGCUUCCCAAGCUCAACCCCAACCACUUCCUCUUCAAGACCGAGUCGCAAUCGUCACCGGCUCCUCUCGCGGAAUCGGCCGCGAAAUCGCGAUUCACCUCGCUUCUCUCGGUGCGCGAAUCGUCAUCAAUUACACCUCCAACUCAUCCAAAGCCGACUCAGUCGCCGCUCAAAUCAACGCCAACUCCCCCACGCCGCGCGCCGUCGUGGUAAAGGCAGACGUGUCCGAACCGAACCAAGUCAAGUCCCUCUUUGACUCGGCCGAGCGCGCCUUUGACUCGCCGAUACACAUCCUGGUCAACUCGGCAGGCGUCCUCGACGGCACGUACCCCUCCAUCGGGAACACCACUCUGGAGUCCUUCGACCAUACCUUCGCGGUGAACACGCGCGGCGCGUUUAUCUGCGCGAGGGAGGCGACGAACCGGUUGAAGCGCGGCGGCGGGGGGCGGAUCAUCCUGGUGACGUCGUCGCAGGUGGCGGCGCUGCGGCCGGGGUUCGGUGUUUACGCUGCGUCGAAGGCUGCGGUGGAGGCGAUGGUGAAGGUGCUGGCGAAGGAGCUGAAGGGAACGCAGAUCACGGCGAACUGCGUGGCGCCGGGGCCCAUCGCAACGGAGAUGUUCUUUGAGGGGAAGUCGGAGGAGACUGUGAAUAGGAUCGUGCAAGAGAGUCCUUUGGGGAGGCUGGGUGAGGCCAAAGACGUGGCUCCUGUUGUGGGCUUCUUGGCCACUGAUGCUGCUGAAUGGCUCAAUGGUCAAAUUGUUCGUGUCAAUGGCGGUUAUAUUUAAUCCACACUUCUUUCACUUCAUUUUCAUCCACUUUCUCUACUUGAACUGAAUUGGAAGAUGGAAAUAACAUGCCAGAGUUCACACACAUACACGUAUUAAUAAGUUUCCAGUGAAUGAGUAUCAUCUCACAAUUUCAUCAUGCAUAUUUGUUAGUUUCAUCUAUACUUACUCAAAA